GUUAUUAUUACUUCCAGAGUGCUGGGCUGGAUGGCCAAGUCAAACAACAUCCAUUCGCUGAGCGGCUUUCGCUGUUGAAUGAGCUGUCUGCUGUUUUCGUGGAACGACGGCCGCCGCGUAUCUUUCAGAUACAAAAAUUAAAUCGAAUCGAAUUGCAGCUGCUGUUGCGCGCGUGUUUCCGAUGGAAAUUGUGGAAUUAUAACAAUUAUUUCUCGUGUGGAAGUGUGAAAGUGAAAUAGUCGCCCCAAGAGCGACGCAAUUAGAUGAAAAUAUAGUUUACUCACGCUCUGUAUCCCCCGUGUAUCUUUGUAUCUUUUGUGCGAGCCCGCUUCAACAAGUAAACCGAAAUUUUAAAAAUCACUCGAGUGGAAGGCGCGUCCUUGGGCUGCACCCAAUUUUAAACACCUGUUUUAGAGCCCAGAUACAGAUAUUCGUUUGCGAUUUGAUCCACCGAAAGAGGCAGCCGCAGCCAGUUAGAAAGAGACAGGGGAAGCGAGCGGGGGAAAGAGAUGAAUAAUUUCACAACCGCAACAGCAGCCGCACCACCAAAGGAAGCGCUGCCCCGAUCAGGACAUGUUAAUGAGGUGUGCAAGGAGUGGCUCGUGCGUGAGGAUGGCGCUUUGGCCUACAAACUUCAGUCCCAGGAGAUUAAUGACUUCUAUAAGGGAAAUCGCUACAGAAACGCAGUGGUACGCGAGGACUUCCCGACUGCCCUGCACGAACAGAUCAAGGAAAAGGAACACGCCCAGCGCAGGGUAGAUGCCUACAGAAGACGUCUUACUGAGCAGGAGGAGCAUGACAAGCGAGUGGCCAAAGAAAUUGCUGACAAGCUGGAGCGUGAUCUGCAGGAACAGCAGCAGAAGGAGCUGCAACAGAGCGAGCUAAUAGCCAAGCAGAUGCAGGAAAUCUAUGUUAAUUUGCCGCCCGUGCCGCCGCCAGCAACACGAGACAAGAGCCGUCCGCCGCCGCGUCCCGCCAAAGCAAGUAUACACCUGCAACAACAGCAGCAGACACAGCAGCAACAUCAGCCAGAGGCGAGCACCUCACAGCAGGCUAGAUAUCACAGUCAGCAACACCAGCAACCGCUGCAACUGCAGCAGCAACACUUCUCACAAACAGACAACUAUGUAGGAUUAUCGCUAAUACCAAAUAUUGUAGAUUUGCCAGCGGCAGCAGCAGCAACUUGCACCACUCCCUCUAGAAAUGUACAGGCACACAGUCAGCUGUUGGUGAGUGAUGUGUUAUCAUCGCAACACCAGCAGCAGCAACAGCAACAUCACUCACGUUUUCAUCAGGCACAACAGCAGCAGCAGCAACAUCAAUCAUCAUCGCCGGCACGUCGUCCACCAACAAAUCCGACCACAUCUGCAAUAACUAACAUGCCCAGCACUCCAUCCAUAACUCAGCACCCACCCACACACACCGCACACUCGGCUGGCAUCGAUGAGCUGGUGGACUACGCCGAUGUUGCUGACAGCAUACGCGACUACAAUAUCGCUGCCAUGAGCUGCGCUGCAGCAACAUCGGGCAGUGUUGUCGAUGCAGCUGCAACAUCACUCCAGAAACAGCGCUCCCCGUCACACGAAAAUCUCCUAAGAACCGAACCGAAAUUUCAGAAAUUGUCGCCCGAGAAAUACGAUCAACUGGUGGGCAAUUUCGGCUUGGGAAACGGAAAUGGAUCGGGAUCGGGUUCUGGAUCGGCCAAGGCAGCUGAGAGACACAUGCAGCAACACGCCGAUGACAUCGAACUCUAUGUGGAUCCCUGCGAUUAUGCGAGCCUGCGGGAGAUCGGACUGCCCAUGGAGGAGAUCCAGGAGAUGAGCAAGAAGCUCAAGCAGGAGCAGAAGGAUGAGUUGCUGGCUCGCCGACUGCAGGCCAUUGAGUCCAAGGACUGUGUGCGCCAGGAGCACAGGGAUCGCCUGCUGGCCAUUGAGGCUCAGGACAAGGAGCUGGCCAAGAUGCUGCAGGACAGGAUGAAUUCCAAAAAUUCGUUAUGCUAUAGAUACAACUAUUUAGGAAUCAGAAAGGAAAAGGCCAAAGCCAAGCGGGCCAAGGAGAAAGCCCGUCUGCGAAAAAGCCAGCAGAAGGAAGCCGCAGAGGCUGCCAAUGGCAACGGUAGUCUGCUCUGUGGCACCAAUUCCCAUUGUGGUCCUAUGCUGCCGCUGCCCCCGGACUGCCUCUCCAGCAAUGCCAAUCAUUCACAGGCCGACAUCGAUGUGGAGGCCUACUCCAAUCCCAUAGAUGUGCUCAACAACAGUCGUGAGCAGCGGCCACACAAUGGACCUUUGACCAACGGCAGCCUGACCAGGGAUGGGGGCUCGGGCUCCAAUCACAGCUCCAUGCAGCGGCAGCAGCGGCACAUGGCGCCCAUUAGGGGAGAAGAUGAUAUCUACACGCUGCCCGUGGACAGCUGCAGGCCAGGACCAAGGCCUGUUUCGCUUCACAUGGCCGCUGAGGCGGUGCAGCAACUGCAGAACCACAAUUCCAUGACAAGAUCCGAGCACUAUGGAUCCGAGGCCGGUUCGCACGACAGUUCCCAUCUGAGCGGCCAGGACAUAUCGCCCCACAUGAAGUACUCCAAGUCCGGCAAUUUCGGUAUAUAUAUCAAAGUGCCAGCCCCACGCCGCCUUACAUGCCAAUUCAAGGUACUCGACGAUCAAAUUCAAGUGAAGAUCGUAAAAAGAAGUCCAAGGACAAGUGCACGCAUCAGUGAACCAUAAUCACCCAUUAAAUACAACACUACACACAUAUGUUCGUGCUCUCUUGACAAUGAAAUUGUUCAGAUCAAAACCAUGACUUGUAUCGAUUUAUUCAAAGCUCUCUCACAAUGUAUCUUUAGAUCUUAGAGGUAGUUUGUAGUUUAAAUGCAUUAAAAUCAUGUAUAUUUUACCACGUG
Molecule: messenger RNA, 2896 nt
Organism: Drosophila biarmipes
Lineage: Eukaryota; Metazoa; Arthropoda; Insecta; Diptera; Drosophilidae
Product: putative mediator of RNA polymerase II transcription subunit 26
Exons: 10
Coding region: 510-2720 (736 amino acids)
Source: RefSeq, a predicted model, not a curated record